Ostrinia nubilalis (European corn borer) is the source of this 1216-nucleotide messenger RNA. RefSeq names its product peflin (gene Pef). The record is from RefSeq and is a predicted model, not a curated record. Gene Ontology annotation, biological process: COPII vesicle coat assembly. The coding region runs from base 126 to 839 and encodes 237 amino acids. The transcript is spliced from 4 exons. NCBI's taxonomy places the organism in Eukaryota, Metazoa, Arthropoda, Insecta, Lepidoptera, Crambidae. Gene Ontology annotation, molecular function: calcium ion binding.
UCUCAAGUCUCAAAAAUUUUGGUUCACCUUCCAAUAAAUUAGAAAAUUACUAGCAGUAAUAGCAAAGAAUUAUUUUGAUUAUCCACUGUGUUCAAGCUAUCAACUCAUAGAGCCCAAUAACAAGAAUGGCAUACAACCCAGGUCAAACGGGUUACGGACAACCGGGCCAACCUGGCUAUGGACAACAGGGUUACGGGCAACCCGGACAACAGGGUUACGGGCAACCCGGACAACAGGGUUACGGGCAGCCUGGACAACUGGGUUACGGAGGACAACCACAAGGCGGUGGACUCGAAAUGGGCCACGGUCCAUAUCCAUCAAUUGGGGCGGGAGGAACCAUCUCCCCACAAGUACAACAAUGGUUCCAAGCUGUAGAUAAAGACCGAUCUGGAUUUAUCACGGCUCCCGAACUAAAAGCUGCGCUUGUAAAUGCACAAGGCCAGACAUUUUCAGAAACGGCGUGCAACUUGAUGAUUGGAAUGUUCGAUAAGGAUCGUUCCGGCCAUAUCAACGUUGAAGAGUUUGACAAGUUGUACACCUACAUCAACCAGUGGCUGGCGGUUUUCAAAACAUAUGACACUGAUCAAUCUGGACAAAUCGAUGAACAAGAACUCUCUAAGGCUUUGACCCAAAUGGGUUUUCGGUUCACACCAGAAUUUAUCGGGUUUUUAUCUAAGAGAUCUAAAGAAGGAAAGAUAUCAGUGGACCAUUUCAUAGUGUUAUGUGUGCAAAUACAACGUUUCACUGAAGCAUUUAGAGUGCGCGAUACCCAAAAAAACGGAACCGUGACUAUUGGCUUCGAAGAUUUUUUAAACGUAGCUCUAAGUUGCUCUAUCUGAAAGAAAAUAUAAUUAAAUAUAUAAGAUGGAGUCACAUUCCUGCAAUGCUUUUAUGACACUAAUGCAUAAAUAAAUAAAUAAAUGCAAUAUAAUGCCCAUUUUUUGUGGAGAAAUCUCAGCCAUGUCCAACACCCACUGAUGAUCUUCAAAUGUAUCACAAAAUACCUACAAAGAGGUAAGGCCUACAAGUUUCAUGAGUACCUGUUAAUAUAAUUCAGUUCUAUCAUUUGCCUAUUUAUUGUUACCAUUCUGUGUUGAUUAGGUACACAGGCUAAUCUAAGCCAAGUUAUUCAGACAGGUGUUGUGUAAUUUUAUAAGUAAACAACACUAUUUUUUAUACAAUCAUAAUAGAUAAAUAAAAUAUGCUUAUUAAAAUA